CCUCUGCCUUGCCGGCUUUUCUUCUGCAAACAGCAGAAAUUCGUAUCCGUAUGUGUGGUAAUGCCACUUAUCCGACAACCAAAAGGAGGAGGAGGUAUCACUGCUGCUGCUACUACUGCUAGUAAAUCGGCCGAAUCUUGCAAGUGCUACUGUCAAGGUGGUAAACGGAUUAGUUAUCCAUACGGCUGGACAGCCGCCACUGCUCGUCACGAUUCCUCGGAUGAGCUGUCGUCGCAUCCGGAGAGUCGUCCAUCGACCACAAGGAGCAACAGUCGCAUCGAACAGGUUUCGUACCAGUCGGCGCAUCCAGCGGCUGCCAAGCAGCUCGAAAGCUCAACGUUGGAACGGAAACCAAGUUUGUUCCCUUGA
Molecule: messenger RNA, 369 nt
Organism: Gongylonema pulchrum
Lineage: Eukaryota; Metazoa; Nematoda; Chromadorea; Rhabditida; Gongylonematidae
Source: the annotation of a GenBank genome assembly